CAGUCGUCGUGCGGUGCUCGAGGCCCUCCCUGGUGUGCGGCCGCGGCGAGGAGGGGACGCGCGUGACCCGUUGUUCCCCACCCCAGCACACACAUACACAGGUGCGGCCUCGCGCGCAGGAGGAGGGGGCGGGGCUUCUAUCUCUCCUGUCUCCGGGAUACCAGCGGACCGGAAACGGGCUGUAGGAGAGGCCCGGCGGUGACCGGAAGCACCGGAGCAGAGUAUCACCGGGAUCCACGGCGCUGAGGGGGCCUCAUUACCUACAGUGCUCCUGGACUGGAGCCUCCCAAGCAGCUGUACCGCGUCCUAGAGGGUCUGGAGGCUCCCUAUACACCUGUACUGAGUCCUAGAGGUUCUGGAGGAUCAAUAUAUGUCUGUACUGAGUCCUAGAGGUUCUGGAGGCUCCCCAUAAUCCUAUACUGAGUUCUAGAGGAUCUGGAGGCUCCCCAUAUACAUAUAUUGAGUCCUAGAGGGACUGUCGCAGGAACUGGAGGCUCCUCAUAUACCUAUACUGAGUCCUAGAGGUUCUGGAGGAUCAAUAUAUAUCUGUACUGAGUCCUAGAGGUUCUGGAGGCUCCCCAUAUACCUAUACUGAGUCCUAGAGGGACUGUUGCAGGGACUGUGGGCUUCUCGUGUACCGAUACUAAGUCCUAGAGGGGCUGGAGGCUUACCAUAUACCUAUAUUGAGUCCUAGAGGAACUGGAGGCUCCUCAUAUAUCUAUACUGUCCUAGAGGGACUGGAGGCUCCCACCAUCCAUCUAUAUUGUGUCCUAGAGGGACUGCCUGCUUCCAUACAUCUACACUGAGUCCUAGAGGGAAUGUAGCCUCCCAAACAUCUGUACUAGUCCUAGAGGAACCGUCAGGAUCUGGACUCGCCCAGGUAUCAAUACAGAGUCCUUGAGGGACUGUCACAGGGACUGGAGACCCCCAUCUGUCUGCAUCAAGUCCUGGGGGGACUGUUACAAGGAUUGGGCACCUCCAGCUGAUUGCAUGGAAGACUAGAGGGACUAUCAUAGGGACUGGAGGCUUCUCGGGUGCCUCUGCUGCUUCCAGGAGUGUCUGUCACAGGGACUGGAGCCCUCCCUGACCGCCCCAGCUGCCUGCAUUAAUAACCUGACCCUAGUCCCUACAUAACCGCCUAUUCUGCAUUGUAUCCAGGAGGGAUUGUCAUGGACUGGAAGAGCGCCAGCUCUCUGCACUGAUUCCUAGAAAGAGGAGUGCAGGGAUCCGGGACCCCCAGCUGUGCUGGUUUCAGGCAGCGUGAAGGAUAUACAGAUCUUCAGUGUGGCCGCACACACUCACAACACACACCGACUCGGCCUGUGUGGUCUGGUUGUGUAGCUGCAUCUCCUGCGUGGGAGUUGUGUAGUGUGUUGCUGUUGCAGGUCUGUGUCACUCCAGCUUGCGGGUGUGUCUGACAGUGUGUGGGUGUUGUGUGUGUGAAUGCUGCAGCCUGCCUGUGUGUGUUGUGUACGUUGCCAGCGUUGUUGGGCUGUGUUGUUGUUUGCAGUGCCAGUGUGGGUGUCACAGGUUGUGUGUGUGGGUUUUAGUGUCUGCAGCAGCUUGUGACUCACUGCAGUGUGUGUGUAUGUGUGAGUGCUGUACCAUCACUGCUGUGUUGUUGCAACGGGUCCGACAUUUUCAUGGAGCUGCAAUGUGUGUGUUUGUGUAUCUAGCACACCAGUAAUGUGAGCGUCUUUCCCGGGUGCAUGUAAAUCGGACAUUGUGUGCUGUCUGGUUUGCACAUCAUUGUGUGCAUGUGUGGCCUAUUGUUGUGGCCAGUCCAUGUGACCUCCUGAGCGGCGUGUGUUGUGACUGCACAGCUUGGCGCCACCCACCGCGCACAGACUGCAGUCAUGGCCUCCGACCCCCCAGCCCGGAGCCUGGAUGACAUCGACCUCUCUGCAUUGCGGGACCCCGCUGGCAUCUUUGAGCUUGUUGAAGUGGUUGGAAAUGGGACAUAUGGGCAGGUGUAUAAGGGUCGUCAUGUCAAGACGGGGCAGCUCGCCGCGAUUAAAGUCAUGGACGUGACUGAGGACGAAGAGGAGGAGAUUAAGCAGGAAAUUAACAUGCUGAAGAAGUAUUCCCACCAUCGGAACAUCGCAACCUACUAUGGAGCCUUCAUCAAGAAGAGUCCUCCGGGGAACGAUGACCAGCUAUGGUUGGUUAUGGAGUUUUGCGGUGCUGGAUCAGUCACGGACCUGGUGAAGAACACCAAGGGGAACGCUCUGAAGGAGGACUGCAUCGCCUACAUCUGCCGCGAGAUCCUACGGGGGCUGUCCCACCUCCAUGCUCACAAAGUCAUCCAUCGAGAUAUCAAAGGUCAGAAUGUCCUCCUGACGGAGAACGCGGAGGUUAAACUGGUGGAUUUCGGGGUGAGUGCCCAACUGGAUCGCACAGUGGGCAGAAGAAAUACUUUCAUUGGAACACCCUACUGGAUGGCCCCGGAGGUCAUUGCCUGUGAUGAGAACCCAGACGCUACUUACGAUUACAGGAGUGACAUUUGGUCGCUGGGAAUCACCGCUAUAGAGAUGGCAGAAGGAGCGCCACCCCUCUGCGAUAUGCAUCCUAUGAGAGCCCUCUUCCUCAUCCCCAGAAAUCCUCCUCCCAAACUGAAAUCCAAGAAGUGGUCCAAGAAAUUUAUUGACUUUAUUGACACCUGUCUAAUCAAGAACUAUAUGAGCCGUCCACCCACCGAGCAGCUCCUGAAAUACCCUUUUAUCAGGGACCAGCCCACGGAGAGGCAGGUCAGGAUCCAGCUGAAAGACCACAUUGACCGCUCCAGGAAAAAGCGCGGGGAGAAAGAUGAGACGGAGUACGAGUACAGCGGCAGUGAGGACGAGGAGGAGAAUCACGGGGAGGAAGGAGAACCAAGCUCCAUCAUGAACGUACCGGGGGAGUCCACACUUAGACGCGAGUUCCUGCGGCUGCAGCAGGAGAACAAGAGUAAUUCCGAAGCCUUGAAGCAGCAGCAGAUGGGCCCUCAGCACAGAGACUCGGAGGCACAUAUCAAACAGCUGCUGCACGAGCGGCAGAGGCGCAUCGAGGAACAGAAGGAGGAGCGGAGGCGUGUGGAGGAACAACAGCACCGGGAGAGAGAGCAGAGGAAGCAGCAGGAGAAGGAACAGCAGAGGAGGCGCGAUGACAUCCGCCGGGAGGAGGAGAGGCGCAUGGCGGAGAGGGAGCAGGAGUAUAUCAGGCACAAGUUAGAGGAAGAACAGAGACAGUUAGAGAUUCUACAGCAGCAGCUUCUGCAGGAACAGGCCCUGUUACUGGAGUACAAGCGCAAACAGCUGGAGGAGCAGCGCCAGUCGGAGCGUCUGCAGCGGCAACUGCAGCAGGAGCACGCCUACCUGAAGUCCCUGCAGCAGCAGCAACACCAGCAGCAGGAGAAGAAGCCCCUCUAUCACUAUAACCGGGCCGUCAUGAACCCCAGCGAGAAGCCCGCCUGGGCUAGAGAGGUGGAGGAACGCUCGCGGCUGAACAAGCAGAGCUCUCCGCUCUCCAUCACCAAGCUGGGAUCCGUGGAGUGUGCCGGGACCCCUACACAAACCCCUCCCUCACAGCGGCCGCUAGACAUCCAGGAACACAAGCCGUUCCGCGCCACCCCACAAAACCGCAUGGCCCUGAAACCCAACCCACGGCCCAAUUCCCUGCAAGACCCGCCAGCAGCUCACGUCACCAGCCGCCAGCCCGCUAUGAUCCCUCCGGCCUCACGCGGCCAGCUCGCCCGUCAGAGCUCAGACCCCUCCCCUGAUGCGGUUGUACCCUCAGCCCAGCCAGACAGGGGACCCUGGGUGAAAUUGGAGCCGGAGGUCCCUCCUCCCAAGGUUCCUCAGCGAACAACGUCCAUAGCAACAGCCCUGAACACAAGUGGGUCCGGAGGAACCAGGCAGGUCCAGGCUGUGAGAGCCAGUAACCCAGACCUGCGCCGGGCCGAGAGCGGCUGGGAAAGAGGAGAUUCCCUGCUACAGUCCCCUCACCCAAACCUUCCUCAGGCGGGAUCUCUGGAGAGGAACCGCAUAGCCCCCCAUAAGCUGGAGGAGUCUUCAAUCAGUCCCCCCGGCAGCAAGACCCCAGGAGAUGAGCAUCGGUCCCGGCCGGGACGCCCAGCUAGUUAUAAGAGAGCAAUAGGAGAGGACCAUUUAUUAGUGAAAGACCGUCCUGAAGAUGUUCCAAAACCUCCCAAAAAAGCGCUUGAUUACUCCUCUUCCUCCAGUGAUGAGAUGGACAGCAGUGAUGAAGAUGAGGAAGAGGGGGACCCAGAACGACAGGAGCAGAGCAGAGACAGCUCCUCAGCCAGCCGGAAUGGCCGAGAUGCCGACACAGACAGCGUGAGCACCAUGGUGGUGCAUGAUGUGGAGGAGCUGGUGGGGAGCACCUCGGACAGUUCAUACGGUGACGGCACCAUGAUAGUGCAGCGGACGCCAGAGGAGGAACGGAACCUUCUGCAUGCUGACAGCAAUGGAUACACCAACCUUCCCGAUGUGGUGCAGCCCAGCCAUUCCCCCACCGAGCCAAAGGGACCAGGCUCCUCCCCCAACAAGGACGGCAGUGGAACAGACUACCAAUCCCGUGGCCUGGUAAAGGCUCCUCCGAAGACCUCAUUUACUAUGUUUGUAGACCUGGGCUUGUACCAGUCAUCAGGAGGCAGCGGUGACACCAUCCCUGUGGCAGCGUCAUUUGUGAGCGGAGACGCCGCCAGGUUGGAGCAGCUUAAAUACGAGGCUCGUAAAGGAUCAGUAGUAAACGUGAAUCCGACUAACACGAGACCACACAGCGACACUCCGGAGAUCAGGAAAUACAAGAAGAGAUUCAAUUCUGAGAUCCUAUGCGCCGCGCUUUGGGGCGUAAACCUCCUGGUUGGCACGGAGAAUGGGCUGAUGCUGUUGGACCGCAGCGGCCAGGGCAAGGUCUAUAGCCUGAUCACUCGCCGGCGGUUCCAGCAGAUGGAUGUCCUAGAAGGACUCAACCUCCUCAUUACCAUCAGUGGUAAGAGGAACAAGCUGCGGGUCUACUAUCUCUCAUGGCUCAGGAACAAGAUCCUCCACAAUGACCCGGAGGUGGAGAAGAAGCAGGGCUGGAGCACGGUAGGGGACAUGGAUGGAUGUGUACAUUAUAGAGUAGUCAAAUAUGAACGUAUCAAGUUCCUUGUGAUUGCGCUGAAGAACUCUGUAGAGGUUUAUGCUUGGGCCCCGAAACCUUACCACAAGUUCAUGGCUUUUAAGUCCUUCACAGACCUCCCCCACCGACCGCAGCUGGUGGACCUCACAGUGGAGGAGGGUCAGAGGUUAAAGGUCAUCUACGGUUCUUCAUCCGGAUUCCACGCCGUAGACGUGGACUCGGGGAAUAACUAUGACAUCUACAUCCCUGUACAUAUUCAGUGUCAGAUUAACCCUCACGCCAUAAUAUUCCUGCCAAACACGGAUGGGAUGGAGAUGCUACUGUGCUAUGAGGAUGAGGGCGUUUACGUCAACACUUACGGGAGAAUAAUUAAGGACGUGGUGCUGCAGUGGGGAGAGAUGCCGACCUCUGUGGCGUACAUCUGCUCCAAUCAGAUCAUGGGUUGGGGAGAGAAGGCCAUUGAGAUCCGCUCAGUGGAGACCGGCCACCUCGAUGGGGUCUUCAUGCACAAGAGGGCUCAGCGACUAAAAUUCCUGUGCGAACGCAACGAUAAGGUUUUCUUCGCCUCCGUUCGUUCCGGCGGGAGUAGCCAGGUCUAUUUCAUGACCCUAAAUCGCAGCUGCAUCAUGAACUGGUGAAAAGAGAGAAAGUUUGAGGAAUAAAAAGAUUCUGAGAGACUGCUACCGACCUCCCCCAGACACUGGAGACCCCUUCCCCCAACACGCUAUCUCCCUACACACUCCCCUUCCCCCCGGCACUUACUGCAGCACCUUGCUUGCUUCUUUUAUCCGAGUUUUUUUAAUUUAUUUGAGUGUGUAACUUUAAUCCUAUGAGAACAACGGACAGUUACCCAUCACCGAACCCUCUAGGUUUGGGGGAGAAGAAGCAAAAAGUGGGGGGGAGGAUACAGUUUAAAAACAAAAAAAAAACAAAAUGGUUUCCGGCCUUUUCUUUGGCAUGUUCAACUUGGCUAGUGUUCUGAUGACGCAUCCCAGCUGGAUAUCACGGGAAUCAACCCCAAGCUUCUAGAGUGUUCUGUUUAACGGCGGUUGGGGUAUGGGAUGGGGUUUUUUGUGAGAUAUUUUUGGGGUUUGAUUUAUUUGAAACUGUAUAAUUUUCAAUAUUUUUUUUUUAAAAGAGUGUGAGCAAAUGAUGGCUCAGUGGGCGCACGUCCUGAUAGGAGAUUAGACGGAUCGUCCCCAAAAAGGGCAUUCAUGAAAUUAAAUGGAGUCAGUGACUCCCCCCCCCUUCCGUGAUGUGAUACAGCACUACCAUCGCAGGUGGUCUCUUAUGCACUCAGCUGCUCGUUAAAGACACUUUAUUAGAGAGAUACACUAUUAACCCAAAGUCCUCACUGCCUCACAAGGUCUUCAAAUCCGUUACAGGCCCUCCUACUAUGUUUACGCCGCUGUAGUUAUUUAGUUUAGUUUGUAGCUUUAAUGCCGUAUUUAGUUGCCAAUAUCUAGUGAUUUUCCAAACUCCAAACCAAUAUCUGUAUGUCACCGUUUAUCCCUUUUUAAGACACUAAAUUCCCCCCUCCUUCAGCACAGUGUAUAUGGAGCUACUCCCGUUCUGGAGUGGAACCUUCUGGGGCACUUUCCCGUGGUGCUAAGUGCAGGUGCCUUCUGGGGGUUUCUGUAGCAGGUGCCUAGAAAGGACCACCCUGUAGGGUGGCGCAGGCAUACGGAGAGGUUAUUAUGGGGUAUUUGCACUUGACGGCAGACCUUUUCUGAGGCGGUGGCAGUAGUUGUGCAGAUGGCGGCGGAUGUCCGUAUCCGCAUAGAUCGCUGAGGAGGGCGUCAUCGUCAUUGGCUAGCUGUGCUUUAGGCCAGGGUUCACAAACUGAUCAGAGGUGCCUCAUACUGAGGAGAUUAUCACGGUGUGCACCACCAACGUAACAGGUGCACCACCAACGUAACAGUGGCUGUACCAAAAACAAAAAUUUAUAUUGAAAUGUUUAAAUACUCGUCAUACUGCCCUGAAUCUUAUUUUCCUUGUGUGUGAACUUGGUUGACCCCAGAGUCCUCCCCCGGAAUGAGACAAUCGAGGUCUUCAUAGAAGCGGGAUCGAAUUUGCUAUUUUUGUAACUUGACAGAUGAUUAUAAGAAGGUGAUGACAUAUUUUAUGUAGCAAAUUGUAUAAAGGUUGAAUUUAAAAAAGAAAAAAAAUUGAUGAAAUUGGUGAUAUGUUAUUGCUCUUAAAUAAAGUUAUGUCUGCUAAUAUCA
Messenger RNA from Pseudophryne corroboree (corroboree frog), 7349 nucleotides. RefSeq names its product misshapen like kinase 1 (gene MINK1). The coding region runs from base 1857 to 5762 and encodes 1301 amino acids. Gene Ontology annotation, molecular function: protein kinase activity; ATP binding. The record is from RefSeq and is a predicted model, not a curated record. Gene Ontology annotation, biological process: protein phosphorylation. NCBI's taxonomy places the organism in Eukaryota, Metazoa, Chordata, Amphibia, Anura, Myobatrachidae. The transcript is spliced from 33 exons.